Molecule: messenger RNA, 2881 nt
Organism: Nothobranchius furzeri (turquoise killifish)
Lineage: Eukaryota; Metazoa; Chordata; Actinopteri; Cyprinodontiformes; Nothobranchiidae
Product: arsenite methyltransferase
Biological process (GO): arsonoacetate metabolic process; toxin metabolic process
Cellular component (GO): cytosol
Molecular function (GO): arsenite methyltransferase activity
Source: RefSeq, a predicted model, not a curated record
AUCGAUGCACUGACAUGACUGACCGGAAAAGGUCUGGUCGAGCAUUGAUUACUGUAAUUUAUAAUCGUGUCUUGUGUCAGAAUGGCUGCAGGUGAAGACAUGAGGGGAAAAGUGAAGGAAUACUAUGGCCUUUGCCUGGAGACUUCCAGGGAUCUGCAGACCAGUGCUGCCUCCUGCUGGUCAACUUGCAGUCCGCUGCCUAGAAGUGUCACUGAGGCUCUGGGUCAAGUUCACCAUGAGGUCAGCAAAAGAUUUUUCGGAUGUGGUCUCCCGUUUCCAGCAAAGCUCGAGGGCUGCAGGGUCCUGGACCUCGGCAGUGGCUCUGGACGUGAUGUUUUUGCCUUCAGUAAGCUUGUUGGACCUGAUGGACAUGUCACAGGGAUUGACAUGACAGAGGAACUGAUCUCAGCAUCUCGUCAGUACGUCGAGUACCAUCAGAAAAAAUUUGGUUAUGAGGCGCCCAACGUGACUUUUGUCCAGGGAUACGUGGAGAAGCUCAGUGAAGCAGCCAUACAGAUCAGCUCCAUGGAUGUUGUGAUUUCCAACUGUGUGAUUUGUCUGUGCCCUGAUAAAAAAGUGGUUCUGCAGGAAGCCUACAACAUCCUAAAGGAGGGCGGUGAACUUUACUUCAGUGACAUGUUUGCAAGCAGAGUUAUUCCAGAGCACAUGAAGCAGGAUCCAGUUCUGUGGGGAGAAGGCAUGAGUGGCUCUCUGUUUUGGAAAGAUCUUAUAUCUCUGGCCCACGAAACUGGCUUCAGCACUCCGCUUCUCGUUUCAGCGAGCCACAUUGAAGUCCACAACAGGGAUCUCAAAGCAAAAGCAGGAGACAUCAGAUACGCUUCAGGCACCUACAGGCUUUUUAAACUCCCAAAACGGUCAGCAAGGUCGGGUGCAGUCGUGACCUAUAAAGGGACCUUGUCGGAUUUUCCGGAACAGCUGUACUUUGAUUCUUCACACAGUUUCAAGAAAGAUGUGAAGGUGGAGGUGAAUGCAGAAAUGUUAGCGAUCCUCCAGAAUUCCCGUUUCUGCUCCGAUUUUAAGAUACAGAUGUUAGACAAACCCGAGUCCACCACACAAUCAACAGAUCCGUUCUGCCUCUUAGACCCGUUUCUGUUGGCUGACAGACGAGGAGCCUCUGUGAGACAAUGCUCCAAAACUCACAACUAAAGAGUGUGUAUGUGUGUGUGAAGGGGGGUGACGAUGUACAGGUACCAAACCAAUGUGAUAAACAGUGAUCCACAACGAAGCUAACACAAUUUGGUGUGGAUCUGAUGUUGCAUUAUGGAGAUUUAGCUGUUUGGAAAAAUCUAGGGGGCGUUAUUUUAAAAAUUGAAAAAAAUCAACAUGAGCUGAUCUUAGGAGGACAAAGAUAAUUCAUGUGCAGUUUGGUGCAAAUCAGAUAAGGCAUGUACAACACAGAGCCAGCCAUAUGAGAGGAGGCAGAGCUAAUACGAUUUUAAUGAUUGCGCAUGUGAAUAUCCUUGCAGCUGUUGUGUGAUCACACACAGCAAGUUUGGUUUAGCUGUGACCUUGUUUGUAGGAAAUAUCAAAGUUCUAAUGUGUCUAGGGGCACCAUUUCAAACUCCAAUAUAAUCCCUCACAGCUGUUCCUAGAUUGACAAAGAUCAUUUAUGUGCAGUUUGGUUUGAAUGGGACAAGGCAAGCUUCAUGUAUAGCCAAGUGUCACACAAUGGGCGGAGCCAAACAUAAUUCACCAAAUUUUAUCAUAUCAAUGUGUUAAGUGAUGGUGUAAGAAGAAAUAAAGCAAGUUUAGUAGAGUUGUAACCAUUUUUGUAGGAUUAAUAAAGAUUUAAUCAAUCUAGAGGGCUCUGUCUCUGAAUCAAGUUAAGUCCCAUUUAGCAGUUCUUAGGUUUAUGUAGUUUUGUGAGAAUCAGAUCUUGCGUGUUUUAUUUAGAGAAAAAUAUCCCUAAGGGGGCGGAGCUAAAGUUAUUUCAACAAAUGACCACAUUAAUGUGUUGACAGCUUUUGUGUGAUGACGCAAAGCAACUGUGGUAAGGUUGUGAACUUGUUUGUAAAAGUUGCUAAAGUUUGAAAUGGAUGUAGGGGGCGCUGUGGCGGAAUUAGGGCAAGUUCACCAACAAUUUGCAAACAUUUGUUUCAUUCGUGUUUAAAUUGGUCCAGAUCAGAGAAUGUACAUUGAAAUUACAGCCAAACGUAUGGCCACGCCAUGACAUCAGCAUUCGCCGCACCACCACAGCUCUCAGCACGAUACUUUACUGCACCAAAAUGUUGUCUGUAAUUGGGCAGUGGCUUAUGUUGAUUAGAGACAAAGGGUCAAAAAUUGAUCUUUUCUGGUAAAACAAUAGACUUCCUGUUUUCAGGGGGCGUGGCUUUGGUGAUGGCAGGAAAAUACACUGUCUUGAGAUCUGGCCUGUGAUGAGAGACGUUGAGACGUCUGAUGAGAGAAGUUUGAAAUGGCUCUGAUCAUGUGUCUGGGAGUUAUUAUACAAAGGAGUUUGAUGGCAAAAGGUGAAUAUUUUAUGCUUAGCCACGCCCCCACACAUCAGACUUUUGAAAAUGAUUUCGACAACUUUUGUUCCCCAUUGUCUUAGAACUAGAAUGUAGGAUUUUUAACUCCAAAAGCUCAAAAACAUGUUAUCCAAUGAGGGGGAUUUUUCCAGUUUUUGUUUAGAACAAUGGCAUCAUCAAACUGUUACAUUCUGGGAAAUGUAGUUCAUGUUGUUGGUGACAAAGAGCUUUUGCCAAUAACGUAGCCAUGGUGACCUAAAAAGCUAAGAGAAAAAGUUGCACACUUCCCCCGACCGAGUCGGUCGAUUUUAUGUAAUAUUUGUGAGGUAACACACUUCCGUUAAAGACAUCAGUUAUCAAAAAUAAAGAGACUGUUAUGUCAGAUGACAAAA